AUAUUAGCAGUUGAAAAAUGUAAUUAUACACUGUAGGGGUGUAACAGGGGUGUAACUCUCUAUGUAUAUUCAUUAAAAAAAAAAAAAAAAAAAUUUGGAUAAAUCUAUUUUUUAUCUUUCUUAAAAUAGGCCUACUUAAUACUAUGAUAAUCAUAACAGUCCUAAGUGAGAUCAAGCUUUAAUCUUUGAACACACCACUUUAAUGUAAUAUGUUUUGGAUUUUUUGCAUUCACUAAUAAAAAGGUUACAUUCGUAGUUCCACACUGGAGAGCUGCGUUAUAGCACAAAAUAAAGUUGCAGGCCUAAUUCUAACUGAAAGCUACACUGUCACUUUUUCAUGGUUAAUAAUGUAAAGCCGCUUGCUUUUCAAAAUAAUCUGUUGCAUAAAAUGCUAUAUAAAUGUGACGUGACUUGACUGGAGUGCCGAAUUGCACAGCAUAUCCACAUUGCUAUGAUUAGAUGCUUUCGUAACUGCUGUUUUUGCUGUAAUUUUUGUUGUGCGUUUAUUUUGUUAUUGAGAGGAAAGCAAAAACAAAUAUAUAUAUUUACCUUAUUUUAUUUCUUUGAAGAAUAUCAACUGUAAUGAUGAGAUUAUAGUCAGUAACGUGUUAUUAUGUUCAGAAGACUGAAUGUGUUCCUGCAGAACUUUCAGUCUCUGACCAGUUGACACUUAAUUUGUGCCUUUGUUUAUAUUUAUUAUCUAUAAUUUGUGGUUUUUAACCUGUUCUGCUGCUUUCAAACUGUUCCUUUUUUAUUAUGUUAAAAGUGCUAUUCAUAUUUUUGGCACACAAUUUAUAGAAAACAAGUAUACAAUUUAAAAUAUUUGAUGUUUAAUAAAUUAGUCCUGGGUGUAGCAAACGUAUGCAGGUGAUUUUACAUAAAAAUGUUUAUUUAGUAAUGGAAAAAAAAAAAAGUUAAGAGUUUUUAAGUUAAGAUAAACCGGUUAAGUGUUUAUUAACAAAUAGUAGAAUAUUCUUAUGGAAAUUUCUACUACCACUUUAAGAAUACUCUCCUCACCAUCCUUGCCCCCUUAACUGAACUGUACCAAAAUCGUGACUUCAAAACUGAAAUAUGCACCGAACCGUGAAAAAACCUGAACCAUUACACCCCUAGCAUACUGGUGUCUAACAAAUAGCAAAGUGGAAAAAGUAUGCGAUUAAGAAAUGUAGCUCUCACAUUCAGCUUUUUUUGAUGUGUCUUAUGUAAUGUGUCAUAACCUUGCUAUUGUUGCCUGAAUCCAUUAAAAAUAAUGAAUUUGCAGGUUACGUGCUGCCCAUUGACCUGUUGUAUUACGAGGACUGUAGAGUCUUAAUAAGCAACUUAUUUCAAACUCCCAGUGAUGUACACCAGACCUACACUAGUACUGCAUUUUCUAAACUAGUGUUAGGUUCACUGAUAUCUCACAAAUCUUUGCCAAAUUAUUAUAAAAAAAAAAAAACGCUUUACUCAUCAUUGUGCUUUACCUAAUAUAGUUGCUCAUAUCGGGAGAGAAUGUCCUUCAGUGUGCUUUCCUCAAAUACCCAUGACCACUUCCCCUCACCAUAAGGAUCCGCAAAUUACUCUCUAAGCCAGAAAUAAAUUGGUUGUGUCACAAUAAGCAUGAAUAAUUAAUCUGCGAGCCUUUUACCAAGUCCUCAAAUUACAGUCUACUGGGUUGCCAAGAAAUGUGCCGACAGGAUUUGUGUGUCUGUACUGUGACACUGCAACAUCAGAAAGCCUGCAUCCCCUUUGCAUUCUUUCAUGGAUUUCUCUGUUGUUCUCUGUCUCUCUGCAGAAGCAGUGCACAGACUAAGCCUUUGGUAUUGUGACGUUACAUCCAAACGGCUGAGACUCAUCCGUGCAUACAUCCCAUCGACCAAGCCCAACGCUACACCCUUCUCGCCCCCCACCCCUGCGCUAUGAGCAGAGGUAGAGGAGGGUUUCACAAAGAUUGCCAACGAUUCUCUCUCCCUCCCCAACAGGGAAAACCUCAGUUUCAUUCCCAUCAAUUCAUUGGUCACCCACGAGGCCCUCGUGUCCCAAGCCCAGACUCUGCAUCUGGAAGCUAUCCGCACGCUUUUUACUCCACUCGCCCGGGUGCUCCUGGCGUGCCUCCACGUGGUCGUCCUUUUCCCCCUAGCCCCUCUGAUCCACCCCUGUGGGCAUCCCCCCAGCACGGCAGAGAUCAGAUCUUCGACUCAUAUGGUCUAAGCUUCCGACAACACCAGGUGCAGUUCCUCAGGGGGCAGAGUGCACAGGCUCCGCAGUUCAAAGCGCCUCAGCAGCGAGGGUCCCAAACCUCCGGCCGAGGGGAAGAGGUCUCUACUGGGCCUAUCCAGUACCAGGCAGGUUAUCGUGACUUCAAAUCAAGUGGUAGCAGUUUUGGAAGAAGAGACGGCUACGGCAGAGGCCAAGGAAACUGGCAAAGGGAGCAGAACUUCAGAAAUACACCUGGACCUAGGAGAAAGUCACACUGGAAUCACCAUCUCCAGAAGGGAGAGUAUUAUCCUGAUCAAAACACUAAGCACUACUGGAGUACACAUGUAGAUGAUGUAUCCUCGGGCCUUCAUAGUCUGAGUUUGGGUGACCGGGUAACAAGGGUAGACACCUCUGACACCUCGUCCUGCAGUAGCCUUGCCAGCAAGGUUUCCAGUUCUCCCGGCUCAGUCAGAGAGUCUCUGUAUUUGACCCCUGAGAUCCAGCAACAGGUCCUUGCUUUUUUGACGUCACUCAGGCCAGACGAGACCGUUCAGGCCAGGACCUUGGGUAAAAAGCUUGGCCUUCCCAAGAAGAUUGUUAAUAAGGCUUUAUAUGCCCUCUUAAGGACAAACCAAGCAGUAAAACAAGGUGAGUUUCCUCCUCUGUGGAGACUCCGCAAGGAAGAGGACAGUGAGCCCGUCAAAGAGAGAUACCAAACACAGUCUUCAAAGGAUUCUGAGACAAAGCCAGGUCAGAAGUCAUCCAUAAACCAAGAGGCUACAGGGAAUCCCGUCAGCACCAGUGUUCCCUCUGCAUCACAGAUCCUCGUUGAGGCUGACAGCAAUUCCACUGACCAGUCGGAGGACUCCGAAGGUGAAGAUACCUGUGAAACAUUGCUUCCUGACCAGGUUCAAAAGACUCUUUUACCUGCUGUGCAGUCAGUAACCUUGCCAACAAUGGCUGAUACUAAAGAUAGCAAAGAGAAGAUCCUACAGUACCUCUACGAAACGGGUACAAGCAAUGCGCUUGUGAUUUCCAAGAACCUUGGCCUGCGAAGUGCCAAGCAGGUUAAUCCCACACUCUAUGCAAUGGAGAAACAAGGUGAUGUAAGGCGUGACUCCGAAGUUACACCACCUACCUGGUCGCUUAGUGCGCACCGGCAGGAAAAGAUGGACCGCCAACGAAAAGUCGCUGCAAAUGCGAAACAGGAUGAAAACAGGGCAGAGAUGUUGAACUUUGCAGCAGAAGCGAUUACAAAUGUAAAUGAUGGACUUGAGUUUUCAGGUGGUACCGCAGCAGAGCCGAUGGAUGGGGGUGAAAAUCUAUUGGAUGAGAUUUUAGGCAACAACACAUAUAACACAGAGCUUGACAUGCCUGGCCUUGAGGCGAUGCCACCCAAACCCAGUGAACUUUCCACCUUCCGCUACUUCCAACCUCCUUCCUACUAUCAGGAUAUGGCCAGUAAUGGAGGAGAACGUUCACAGUGGGCAUCUGACGAUAUUCCAGAGUUCCUGAACACGAUUCGCUCCGAGGUUGCCGUUUCAUUGGCUGCUCCCCCUCCCCCGGCCCAAAGCCUGGAGUCAAGCAGAUUGCAGAAACUAAUAGAGGCCCGCAGUAAGAACCCAGUUAGCGGACUGAUGGAGUUUGCUCAGCAUCUUGGAUACACUUGUGAAUUCCUACUUCUGGACCAGUCUGGACCCUCGCAUGACCCCAGGUUUCGGAUGCAGGUCAUGCUAGAUGGUCGUAGGUUUCCACCGGCUGAGGGUCCAAACAAAAAAGUGGCCAAAAAAGAUGCUGCAGCCAUAACCCUGAAGAUUCUUUUGAAGGAGACGGAAGGAGCAGGUGAUGGCGAAGAGGAAGAACCCAUUGAGGGAGCGGAGUCAACAAGUGACCUGGCAGAUGAUAUGCUAGGUGGUACGGAUAAUCCACCCCAGGCUCUGUCUCGGUCUUUACCUGGAGGAAAGAACCCCGUAUCUGUUCUAAUGGAGCAUAGCCAGCGCAGUGGGCAUGCCAUCCAGUUUAUCAAGACAGGACAGGAAGGGCCACCCCAUGAUCCACGGUUCAUGUUCCGCGUAAAGGUUGGGGAGCGUCUCUUCCAAGAAGCCUCAGCACCCAGUAAGAAAGCAGCGAAGCAGCUGGCAGCGGAGGAGGCCGUGAAAGAGCUGAUGGGAGAUGGACUACUACAUCUCAACAAGCCUCCAGGUACUUUCUGCCCUCUGGGAGACAAUGAGUCUCAGCCAGCGAUUCCUGCAUUCCCCUCGCUAAACCCUCUGACGGCAGCUGAGCUCCAGGCGGCCCAUGAAGCAGGUGUGGGUGACCUUAUCAACCACCUGAACAACAAUGCUGUGUCCGGCCUGCUCGAGUACGCCCGUGCUCGAGGCUUCGCUGCUGAGAUCCGCCUGGUGGGCCAGUCCGGACCCUCGCACGAGCCCAAGUUUACAUACCAGGCUAAAUUGGGAGGGCGGUGGUUUCCUGCAGUUUGUGCUAGUAAUAAAAAGCAAGGGAAGCAGGAGGCAGCGGACGCUGCUCUUCGAGUGCUCAUUGGAGAAGCAGAGAAAGCAGCACGUACUGGAGAGCUCACGCCGGAGCUGCCAGUGUCAGGCAGUACGAUGCAUGAUCAGAUCGCCAUGCUAAGCCAUCAGCGCUUUAAUGCCCUCACAGCACGCAUCCAGCACAGCCUUCUGGGUAGGAAGAUUCUUGCUACCAUCGUGAUGCGGAAAGGAUCAGAUACUCUCGGAACAGUUGUCAGCCUCGGGACAGGAAACCGCUGUGUGAAGGGAGAGGAGCUUAGUCUUCGAGGGGACACCGUUAAUGACUGCCACGCAGAAAUCAUCUCCAGGAGAGGCUUUAUCCGGUUUUUGUACAGUGAGCUGAUGAAGCAUUGGGAAAGCCCUGGUGAUGAGACUAUUUUUGAGGUGGCAGACGAUGGGAAGCUGAAGAUCAAAUCAAACAUCACCUUCCAUCUGUAUAUUAGCACUGCUCCAUGUGGCGAUGGCGCUCUGUUCGAUAAGUCAUGCAGCGAAGCAGCCGAAUUAAACGGCUCUCAGCACAUGCCUCUCUUUGAGAACGUAAAACAGGGCAAGCUCAGAACCAAGGUGGAGAAUGGUGAAGGCACCAUCCCAGUGGAGUCCAGUGAUAUUGUGCCCACCUGGGAUGGCAUUCAGCACGGUGAGCGCCUGAGGACCAUGAGCUGCAGUGACAAGAUCCUGCGCUGGAACGUGCUCGGCCUACAGGGGGCGCUCCUUAGCCACUUCAUCCACCCCGUUUAUUUGCGCUCCGUCACUCUUGGGUAUCUCUACAGCCACGGUCACCUGACUCGAGCGGUAUGCUGCCGGUUGGCUAGAGACGGGGAUACGUUCAAAAACAGCUUACCAGCAAACUUUACUCUUAACCACCCUGAGGUGGGCAGGGUGAGUGUGUAUGACUCGGCACGCCACACAAAUAAGACCAAAGAGUCCAGCGUUAACUGGAGUCAACCAGACCAGUUUACCGUGGAGGUGCUGGAUGGCACCAAGGGCAAAGCGGACAGUCCCAAGAUGGAGAUAUCGCGGGUUUCCAAGUCCAAUCUGUUCCGACUCUUCCACGCUUUGUGCCAGCGUGCAGGCCGAGCCGAUCUGCUGGCACAACCAUCCUACGCCCACGCUAAGAUGGCCGCCACUUCAUUCCAGGAUGCCAAGAGGCUGUUCUUCCUGGCACUGAACCAACAUGGAUAUGGUGCCUGGAUCGGGAAGCCCUUGGAAGAGAAAAGUUUCGAUGGAGAAGCCAGAAGGGGAGGAAGCGGGGACGGACAGGCGCCGGGCCCUCCAGGUUGCGCCGUUGACCCCAAUAGCUGCUCAAGCUCAAAUAACAACAACUUUAACUCUGCAGCACAGGGCGUUUAGGGAUAGAGAGGGAUGGAGGGAGUGGAAGAGUGGCCAGCAGCAAGAGAGAAAGCAUUGAGGAGGUUUGUCUUGUAGAGAGGGAGAACCAGGGUAAGCCAGUGGCUUUGGGAUUUGAACUUUUAACCAUCAUGACAAAGCAGAAACGGAUGCUGCCAUGGCAACAGAGCUAUAAACCCAAGGCAAAUUGGACUUGAUGAGACAUGAAGUAGAUUUUUUUUUUUUUUUUUAGAAGGCUAUAACUACAGGGUUGCAUUUGUUUUAGUGGGUUUCCCUCUCAUUUUUUCCCUAUUUGCUACCAUCUCAACACUGUGUUACGUGAAUGCGUGGCCACUUUGCUGUAGGGUAAUUGUGUUUCUCACUUGUUCCUCUCAUUGUCUAUUUGAUUCAUAUGAUAGAUUUAGGUAUUUCUCACUCAAUAAAAAGAUUAAUGACAGCUGAUGCUGGUCAGGUCAUGUAUUUAGAGCCAGCCACUCAGUUAAAGUGGUUUAAAAGGGUAGUUUACUCAAAAAAAAAAAAAAAUGAAAAUUGUCUUCAUUUAUUCACCCUCAUGUUGUUCUAAACCUGCAUGAUUUUUUUUUUAUUCUUCUGUGGAACAUGAAAGUAGAUAUUUUGAGAAAUGUCUGUGGUGUUUUUGUAUGUACAGUAGAAGUCAAUGAUCAUCAGAUUUGGUUACCAACAUUAUUCAAAAUAUCUCUUUUUGUUCCUCAGAUAUAAAGAAAUGUAUACAAGUUUAGAAUGACAUGAGGGUGAGUAUAAUGAUAGAAUUAAAAAUUUUGUGAUCUAUUACACUGUAAUUUGACCAUCAUAUAGUAAUUUGUCAUUUACCCAAGUUUUUCCCCCUAGAAAUUCUCUAUUUACUUCAGCACUGUUUGGAUUAAACUUCUGUAUUUUCAUAAAUUUUACAUAGUUUUAAUGCAGUAAGUGAAGUUCCACAUAUAAACCUGGACUAGACUGCUUAAAAUGUAUACAUAAUGUACAUACAGAUACAUAUGCACACAGAUGUAUAUAUAAGGUCUUUUGAAUGAUUUUAUAUAUAUGCGUGUGUGUUUAUGUAUGUGUAUAUAUUGUAUGUAUAUAUUUUGUAAUGAUUCGAACUUUUAAAUCACAUUAUUUUCUAUCUUUUCAUUUGAAGGAUGUCUUUUUAUAUGAGGUGUGUAUGUUCUGUUUUCGCUGGUGUUUGUGUGUUCUUUGGUAGACUCAAGAUAGAUAUUGCAUGCAGCCAUACAGUCUACAUUCUGAUUUGUGACAGCAGGCAGGUGAAUGGCACAAAUCAAUCAUAUGCACAUUUGUGUGUGUGUGUGCUUACAUCUUUGUGGAUAUGAACUGUUGGAAUAUUAUUUGCCCUGCUUAUGUUUAAUGUGUUCAGACACUGUUAAUUGAUGCACUGCUUCAAGACUAAAGCAAUACUAACGUUCUCUUUCCUUUCAGCAAAUGUGAAUCUGUAUGCCUCCAAUAUUUGUCAUCAAAUCAUUGAAGCCUACUAAAACAUUCUUUUAAGAUCAUUUCUGUUCUAUUGAAAGUAAAGAAUAUUUUCUUUCCA
Onychostoma macrolepis is the source of this 7599-nucleotide messenger RNA. RefSeq names its product adenosine deaminase RNA specific (gene adar). NCBI's taxonomy places the organism in Eukaryota, Metazoa, Chordata, Actinopteri, Cypriniformes, Cyprinidae. Gene Ontology annotation, biological process: RNA processing; adenosine to inosine editing. Gene Ontology annotation, cellular component: nucleolus; cytoplasm. Gene Ontology annotation, molecular function: double-stranded RNA binding; tRNA-specific adenosine deaminase activity; double-stranded RNA adenosine deaminase activity. The record is from RefSeq and is a predicted model, not a curated record.